Molecule: messenger RNA, 975 nt
Organism: Ochotona princeps (American pika)
Lineage: Eukaryota; Metazoa; Chordata; Mammalia; Lagomorpha; Ochotonidae
Gene: PRRG4
Product: proline rich and Gla domain 4
Exons: 6
Coding region: 173-853 (226 amino acids)
Cellular component (GO): extracellular region
Molecular function (GO): calcium ion binding
Source: RefSeq, a predicted model, not a curated record
GAGGACAUCUCGAUCUGCAAAGAGCUAGGACCGAAGUGUCGCCGAGAUUUGGGGGGGCGGCAGAGAACUGAGGGCCCGGUGGCGGCAGGAACAAACUAAACAACAGGGCUCCGGCCCGGGGUCUGCUGGAACAUGUGCCAGGGGAUACAGUUUGUUUGACAGGUGCCAGAGUAUGUUUGCGCUCCUGAUUCUUCUCAGCCACCUGCCCACAGUUACCUUCGCGUUUCCUCAUUGCACAAGAAGCCUUCAGGAUUCCAGACAUGCCAGAGAGGAAGUCUUUACAUCAAAAGAAGAAGCAAACUUUUUCAUUCGCCGACGCCUCCUGUAUAACAGAUUUGACCUGGAGCUCUUCACUCCUGGUGACCUGGAAAGGGAAUGCAAUGAAGAACUUUGUAAUUAUGAGGAAGCCAGAGAGAUUUUUGUGGAUGAAGAUAAAACGAUGACAUUUUGGCAGGAAUAUUCAAUUAAAGGACCAUCCACAAAAUCAGAUAAUAGAGAAAAAAUGGAUGUUAUGGGGCUUCUGACUGGAUUAAUUGCUGCUGGAGUGUUUCUGGUUAUUUUUGGAUUACUUGGUUAUUAUCUUUGCAUCACUAAGUGCAAUAGGCAUCAACACUCAGGUUCUUCGGCUCUCUAUGUAAGGCGAAGCAGGCACACUCCCUCAAUUGUUUCCAGAAGAUCUGAAGAAGCUGCCUUAUCUCCGGUGCCGUCUUCUGCCGAGGACACUGGAUUACCUUCUUAUGAACAGGCAGUGGCACUGACCAGAAAACAAAAUGUUUCACCACCACCACCAUAUCCUGGGUCACCAAAGAGUUUUAGGGUAUUUAAAAAGUCGAUGUCACUUCCAUCUCAUUAAACCCCGUCUCGUCAUCUGUGUUAUCUGAAUGGGUUGUGCACUCUGAAGCAAAACAGCAAUGUGUCUACACAGCUGUUUAUAAAGCUCCGACAAGAAAUGAAGGCCACACUGCACUCUGUAAG